AUGAGAAUUAAAACAGUUCCAAGACAUAGAAUGCUCCAAAGCAGUAUUAAGAUUCAUCAAGAUGCAUCUGCAUCAAGAAGCUCCUCAGAGGAAAGUGACGCGGAUAUUGAAAAAGAUUAUGAUUCUAUAGGUGCAAUAAAUGUUCAAGAUUCAUGUCAGGCAUACGCGUUACCUUCAAAGAUUCUUAUUCCAAUUACGACGUUUACUAGUCCGAACAACAGGAUGACCUUCUCUUCAUCCACCAGCACGUCGCCAUCGUUGAUUAACGAUGACAACAAUAACGUGGAGGUCAUGAAUCUAUCAACAAAGGAUAAUCCUUCCAAUCAUAUUGACGACAUCACGACAGAUACCUCCGCCGAGCCAGAGGACAAAUUGAAAGAUUCCUUCUUGUACAAGAUCAUGACCGAUCCAAACUUUGUGAAAAAUAUACAAAGGAACAAACAACCAAAGAAAUUUGUCUGCAUUUUUUGUAAGGAGGAAUUUGCGACGUGUGAAGAAUUGACAAGUCAUAUGGAUGCAAAAAAGAAUGAAAGUAAUCAGAUCGUCUGCUGCGCCUGCAAAAAAACAUUCGCUGAGAAAAGAUAUUUGAAGUACCAUCAGAGAUGUCACUCCGACAGGACUAAAUUCACCUGUGACAUUUGUACCAAGAAGUACACGAGGCUGGACAACCUGACGAGGCACAAUGUUCUCCACGUGAACCCCGACAAGUUCUGCUGCACGAUCUGCAACAAGACGUUCACGCGUAAGGAUCUGCUCAACAAGCACCGCAAGAGUCAUGAGAAGUGUAAUCUUUACUGUGUGAAAUGCGGCAAGUAUUUCAGAAGUAUUAUCACUCUAGAAAAUCAUCAAAGAAGUCAUCGCGAGAUAUCGAACGCUUCGAAUGUAGUUGUUUACAAGUCUGAGAGUUCAGUUUCUCCUGAGAAUCUAAUCUGCAAAACUGAGAAUUUGGUUUCUGCCGAGAAUAAAGUUUACGAAGCUCAUGAUUUAACUUUGGGUGAGAGUUUAGUUUGCAAAACCGAUGAUGUAACUUACAGAACUUAGAAUUUACUUUCCAAUAUCUGUUAAACAAACUAGAUAUAUAGACACAUAUAAUGAUAUCUGAUCUGAUUUCAGUUUCUUAUACUUUCUAGUAAUAAACGCAAGAAUCUUCAAGG
This is a messenger RNA of Mycetomoellerius zeteki, 1154 nucleotides long. Its product is annotated as protein snail homolog Sna. The coding region runs from base 1 to 1041 and encodes 346 amino acids. NCBI's taxonomy places the organism in Eukaryota, Metazoa, Arthropoda, Insecta, Hymenoptera, Formicidae. Gene Ontology annotation, biological process: regulation of gene expression. The transcript is spliced from 2 exons. Gene Ontology annotation, cellular component: nucleus. The record is from RefSeq and is a predicted model, not a curated record.